Molecule: messenger RNA, 1660 nt
Organism: Chanos chanos (milkfish)
Lineage: Eukaryota; Metazoa; Chordata; Actinopteri; Gonorynchiformes; Chanidae
Gene: frmd8
Product: FERM domain containing 8
Exons: 11
Coding region: 69-1487 (472 amino acids)
Biological process (GO): negative regulation of canonical Wnt signaling pathway
Cellular component (GO): cytoskeleton; plasma membrane
Source: RefSeq, a predicted model, not a curated record
CCUGUCUCUUCGGAAAAUAAACUGAUGCUGUUUACCCUCUUCGAAAAGGAAUCAACCACAACAAGGACAUGCAGAUGGAAGGAGAUGAGUGUGAGUUUCCUUCAGAUCUAUCAGAGCACACACGGUCUCAACGAGGAAGUGUGGCUUCAUCCGUUACCCGCGCCCAAGAUGUUCUUGUUUACUUGGUGAGCGACAGCGCAGUACACUUGUGUGUGGAUAGCGUUGGUUGUGCGACUGUACAGGAACUUGGCCGGAGUGUCCGAGAAGCCCUCAAUGUCCCGGACUCGGCACAAGAUGCUUUUGCUUUCUGGUUGUCUUCCCCUCUGCUUGAGCUGCAGCUUAAGCCAAAGCAUCAGCCCUAUAAACUGUGUCGUCAGUGGCAGGACCUGCUUUACCGCUUCACCGAUGCCUCCGCAGAGGAUAUCUCUCAGGACGAGCCAUGCCUGCAGUACAGGAGGAAUGUUUUUUAUCCCAGGUCCAAAGAACUACAAAUUGAAGAUGAGGGAGUGCUAAGACUGCUAUAUGACGAGGCAAAGGGGAAUAUUCUGGAAGGACGUUAUCCUUGUGAUCCAGAACACUGGUUAAAGUUAGGGGCUCUGUCUUGUGCCAUCGAGCUGGGAGCUGGUCUCGAGGACCAGAAACUACUUACAGUCGUGCGAGAGAAGAAGUUGUCCUCCUUUUUACCCUCUCAUGUGAUGGGUGGAGGAGGGGGCUUCCUGUCCACCCUGAGGGGAAAGGGAAGCCGUCAGGCCGAGCUGGAGCAGAGUUUAGUGAAGGAGUAUCAGACAUUAAGCUCCUCAGCUCAGGACACUCAGGACGUCACCCCUCACCUUCGGCAGUACCUCAGCACCUGCCAUGCCCUGCCAUAUUACGGAUGCGCUUUUUUCACGGGAGCAAUAGAUAAACCAGUCCAAGGGAUUCUUCACAGAGGGAAACGUAAGAAUGUCAGCGUAGGGAUUAGCUUGGACGGAGUCUACGUGAUAGAUCCAAAGGAGAAGCAUGUUCUCCUGGGACUGCGCUUCAGUGAGCUGUCCUGGGACCACACGUACCCUGAUGAGGAGGAGGAUUCUCACAUACUAUGGUUGGAGUUUGACGGAGAAGAGGCUGGCACGCCUGUGAAUAAAUUACUGAAAAUCUACUCCAAACAGGCCGAGCUGAUGAGCGGUCUAAUUGAGUUUUGCGUGGAGCUGCGGUCUGUGGGUGAAGCAGCAGCCACGGGCACGGAUGGAGAGGUCACACCAUCCCAGCCACCUGCGGGCCAGGUGGCAAGCGGUGAGAAAAGCAAGGCUUCACGGCAGGCCAAACUGCGCAGGCAGAGCAGCGUGGUGUGCAGUCGAGUACAUUCCCUCAACACCAUCAGCUACGUGGAUGACGGCAAAGAGAUAAAACGUCUGAAGCCAAAGAGAGCUGCUUCCUUCUUCACCCGUCAGGCGACAGUGCCCACGUAUUCAGCCGUGCAGGUGGCCGAGAGUUUAGAGCAAGGGUGAGGCCCUGGACGAAAUGAUGCCCUGUUUUGUUUUUUUUUUUCCCCCUUUUGUUCAGAGACCAAAACGACUACGCCUGCCUAUCAAAACACACUAGACAAGCAGGAAAAAGAAACAAUCUGGAUAGACAGAAUUGGGACCAAGGCUUGGAACAUGAACUAGAGGAAAUAUUUAUG